UCUUUCACUCAGUUUGUCCGCUUGCUAUGCAUUGCAUUCUAUUUGGUUUGGAAGCAAUAUCUAAUUCAUUUUUCUUUGUGACAAUGUAAAGUUAUUAUCUUAAUAACACUGGUUCUCAUUUUAUCGAUUGGAUGCAAUCAUAGCUGAAUGUGCAAUCGUAAUCAUGGUACCUGUUGCAAUUGAAGGGUGUACCCAGAGUGCCGAAGGCGGUGGUGCUAGAGGUGGUUCUAUAUCACUCGCGUUAUUGAUUGACUUUAUUGUUCAAAGAACCUACGAUGAACUUACAGUUUUGGCUGAAUUAUUGCCUCGCAAAACAGACAUGGAGCGUAAAAUUGAAAUUUAUAAGUUCAGCGCUCGAACUCGCCAGUUGUUUGUACGUUUGUUGGCCCUGGUUAAGUGGGCAAGUAGUGCUACUAAAGUUGACCGAUCUGCCCAUAUUAUGGCAUUUCUGGACAAACAAGCUCUCCUCUUUGUUGAAACUGCUGAUGUGCUUGCCCGAGUGGCUAGAGAAACACUUGUACAUGCAAGACUUCCAACAUUUCACAUGGCUGCCGCUGUAGAAGUGCUAACUCUAGGAACAUAUAGUCGCCUACCAGCCGUUAUCCGGGAGCGGUUGGUGCCACCCCCUCCACUGACUGCAGUCGAACGUCGCUCCACAUUACGUGCCCUUGCACAUGUGGUUCGACAAAGACUCACCACCGCUUCAUUGCCUAGUGAUGUCAGGAAUUUAAAGGUUGAAAAUGGUAGAGCUACUUUUACAGUAGGUCAAGAAUUCAGUGUAUCGCUCACAGUAAUGGGUGAUGCUCCAAAUCUUCCAUGGAGAUUGUUAGAUAUUGCAAUCUUGAUACAGGAUAAUGAAACUGGAGAGGGUAAACCGUUAGUGCACACUUCUCAACUGGCCUGGCUCCGUGGCGUGGCGCAAGCCCGUCUCGCUGCGGCCGGGUUAAGCGGUGCACUUACAGCAUUACGAUUCUUCUGUCGCUCUUUAUCCCUAGAGUUACUGUACACACAGACAUUGAGGCUAUGUCGUGAUAGACUGUCACGACAUUUGCAGGUCGAUAAAUAUAUACCAGGACAGAAACUACAAGUUUCAUAUUGGAGGGAGUUGGGCUGCGAGCUAGGCUACCGCCUGGUGAUCGGCGCCGAGGGCGAGUCUCUGUGCGUGUGGCACGUGCCGGCGCUGGCGGGCGGCGAGCGCGUGGCGGCCGCGCUCACGCCGCACGCGCCCUCCAUGGAGCGGCUGCUGGCGCACACGGUACACGUGCGCAGUCGCCAGAGGCUCAACGAUCUCAAAGUGCUGCUCAAUGAUCUCGGGGUGGAAUGCAGCGUGGGCGGUUGGCCGUGCGUGUUGGCGUGCUCGGCUCUGUGGCCGUGCCUGCGCGCCGAGCAGCUGCUGGUGUGCGUGGGCGCGCACGCGGGCCGGCUGCGAGCGCGAGUCCCUGCCUACCCCGCCGCGCCGCGCAUGCCUGAACUGGCGGCCGCAUUGGCUGAUACUAAUGUACCGCUCAUCAAAACUCUGUUGACGCAGCUGAGGUUCUGGCUUGUGGCCCGCCGCUGCGAGAAGACGCUGCAGCACCUGCCGGCCAGCGUGUGCGCGCACCUGCCGCUGCUGCACGGGCCCGAGCACGCGCUGCACCGGCUGGCCGCCGACCGCCUCUACGUCACGCUGCACCGACACACCGACCAUAUACUGAUAGUGGAAAUGAAGGAAGUGACCACGAGUACAGGUGCGGCCGGUAGUUCUAACGCCAGCUGUACCGUGUCACUCGCCUUUCACCUUGCCGGGGCACGCCGGGCCACGCCUGACGACUGCGAGGACGAGUCGUCAUCUUCGAGUACGGCUGUAGCUACGACCGCCCCCAACGCCCCGGCUCGUGCCUUCCUGAAGAUCCACUCGCUGGUGGAACUCGACACGUUCACAUUGACACACGGUCCGUUCACACCGCUCGACACGCCAGGGAUGCAGCCAGGCAAGCGCAAGCUGGCCGCGGCCGCGAGCCGCGCGGUGCGCGUGCGCCAGCCCGCCUACUUCCUGCCCGAGCUGGCGCACGUGGUGGCCGCCGCCGACGAGCGCGUGCCCUUCGUCAACCUCGCGCAGGAGUUGGCGGCUCGCGGCGUGUCGCACGGCGGCGUGCAGCCGGAGUGGAGCGGGUCCGCGCUGGCCAUGCGCGUGGUGGCGCUGCCGCGGCCGCCCGCCGCCGCCGCCGCGCCGCACGCCGCGCUGCGCACCCGCCUGCUGGCCGCCACCAUCCGCCUCACUACCAAGAACCAGGCCAGGGUGUGGACGGCGGAGAUAGUCUUCCAUGGCUCGCCUGUGCGCACGCCCAAUCCAAAAGAACAAGGAGAGCGUCGUUGCGUAUACCUGCAGUACGAGUUGGGCACGGACGCGGGUCGCACGGCGGACGCAUUCCUCGCGGACUGGGCCGCUAUCGUGCACCUCCAUACUUUACUACACGACUUCAUGCUGCGACCGGCUCAAGAACGCGAGACGCUAUGGCAAGGCGUGUGCAUCAGAUCGUACACAUAUCGUUCUCUGGUACUCGGGUUUGGGACGUCACAGCGCGCCACUGCGGUGCUGCAGUGGAACGCCGCCACACAGCGCUACACUGUCGCCACGCCCGCCCACCAACCAGCCGCCAACGCCCACCAUCUGCUGCAUCAUCACCUUGACCACUACAUUAAUUGGCACAAAGACUUAAUGUCGCUAGGUGUAGUUCUACGCGAAACAUACGCGCCUCUUUUGGCGCUGUCUCGCUUACCUACUCUACCGCAACUGGGCCUUCAUCACGUGCGCACGCACAUGCCCACGCCCACCUUCACCUUACUGGCCCACUCGUGGAGAAAGAUCCGCGUAAUCUACGCGGGCGCGUACUCCAUAGAGGUGGGCAUCCGCGGCGGCGGCGUGGUGACCAUCCGCGACGGCUCCUACUCAAAGUUCGACCGCAGCGCUGUUGUCGAUGAGUUUGCGCCAGCACAGGGGCUAAAGGCUUUCCUGUCUCGAUAUGUCGAAGAGAAUCUCAGCACGAGAUUAUUGGCCGAAGAUGAUAAUCCGCCUUCGCCGAUGUCUCCAAUGCCACCAGGCGGUCUUCGUUUCCCGGCGCCGCUGACUCCCCCGCAGCCGCACACCCCUCACUCCGCGCCCGUCACCCCGCACCCCGCCUCGCCGGCACAACACCAGAUGGGCAGCGGGUCGUUCAACCUGACUUCCCCACCGGGCGGCGCGGGCGCAGCAGUGUCGGCGUCCCCCGCGUCGCCCCUCGCGCCGUCGCCGCUGGCGGCCGCCGCGUCCCCGCACCCGCCCCCCACCUCGCCCUUCACCACGUGGCCCGCCUCCCCCUCCCUACCGCGACCCUCGCCCGGGCACCAUCCGUCUCCUAGGCACCAUGUGGAUCAUAAAGGCCAAGCCGGCGUCAGCGCCAGCUCAGCCCGCGGCGGGUCCCGGCUGUGGGGCGGCGCCACCGCCACGCCGCUGCCGGUCGGCAAGCUGGAGCUGCUGUGCACGCCCGGCGAGCCGCCCGCCGGCGCGCCGCCCGGCCCGCCGCUCGCGCCGCUGCAGCGGUUCCUGGCCUGUGUCUACAUGAAGAGGACGCUGCUGCGGUUCGUGCAGCAGGAGGAGCAUUUAACAUUGGUGACGGCGGACGCGACGAGCCUGACGUUCCGCAUGGAGGGCGCGGCGCUCGCGGCGCGGGUGUCGCUGCACUCGCAGCACAUGCAGUCACUGCAGCUGCAGCUCACGCCGCUGCCGGAGCACAAGGAGCAGUGGAGCGCGGAUGACAUACAGGUGAUGGAGAAGUUCUUCGAGCAGCGCGUGGCGAUCGCGCCGUACCGGGCGACGGCGCUGCAGGGCUGGGGCCGCGCGUGGGGCGCGCCGAGCGUGGCGCUGCCGUCGCUGGUGUCGCUGAUGCGCGCCGACCUGGGCGGCUGCGCGCCGCCCGCGCUGUGGGCGCUGCAGUGGGCGCUGCGCAUGCCGCCCGCCGCGCCGCAGAUCGUGCCCGCCGGGCAGCCGGCCGUGCUGCUGGCCAAGCAUAAAAUCCUCUUCUUUAUUUGCCUCACCCGUAUGGACACCCAACUGGUUCUGCCGCUGGUGUACGACAUGCAGCAGAACGUGACGCAGCUAGCUGACAAGCGGGACUCGCAGCCACAUCUCAUUGCCGUGGCGCUGCAUCUUAAGAGGUUCAGCGAGUUCAAUCAGUCGUUGUCAGAGUGCACUCUAUGGCCAGCAGUGCGUGACCUGCUCACCAACUUCACUUUACCGCAAGAGGCGCCGCCAACCGCCGCGCCUCCGCCCUCCUAGCAUACCCUCUAUAGGAAAUAAACUCUGCCAUACGUUCACGAGACAGCCUUGCCUUGUCUGACGUGAAUACGGAUUGGAUUUAAAGCUACUUCACAUUUGCGUAGGCGUUGAUAAAUGUAUACGUAGCGCCUACACCGUGCUAACGCCGCGUUCAAGCAACUGCCGAAGAAACGCAGCAACUGCGACUGCGUCUACUCCGCUGGACAAACGUUGGUGUGAAGCCGCUCUUAGUAAGAGUGGGUUCGGUAAUCGAUCAGUACGAAAAGGUCACGUACGUCAGACGCAACAAACCCACUUUGAAUAAAAAUUUAGCACUAGGUAAAACGGUAAUCUACAUUCUUGUAUAAAUUGAACGAACAGCUCUUGUACAGAUAAGAAAGUUAGAAUUACACGUACUGACUUUUCACGUGUUAAUUAUGUAAACAGUUAUCCAAUAUCAGAGUAUCAGAGAGAUUAUUAUCAUUUCUUUAAUUUUAAUUUUAUUUUAUUUGGAUCUAAAAUAGCAAAAUGAAGAAGGAAGAAUGGUUAUUUUUUAUUUGGGAUCUUGAAAAAUAUGAAAUGUUACCCUGUCACCAAGAAAUCCUGGUGAUUUGUAAAUAUUUUAAAUUAUACAUAAGCGUAUGUACGUAAUGUAUAUAGAAAAGUUAAUUAGAUGUGACCUCUUGGGCAUGCUAACUUUUUGAAUAUUGCGAAAACUAAUCGGAUAUUUUUGAAAUUUGGUAACGUAGUCUAUAAUUUCUGUUCGACAUUUAGAAUCUUUAAGAGUAAAUAAUUUAAUAAAUGUAGACUUUUCAUUCUUAGUAUUUUGGUUUUUCGAUGUCAUGUUUCACUUAAGAAUAUUCGUGUACAUAAUAAUAUAUUAAAUAUUCUUUUACCUUGUAAGAAGUACGUACGUAGUAAAGCAAUACUUAUAAUCGAUAUUCUUAUUUAAUAAAAAGUCUCAUUUCUA
Amyelois transitella is the source of this 5243-nucleotide messenger RNA. RefSeq names its product mediator of RNA polymerase II transcription subunit 14 (gene MED14). Gene Ontology annotation, cellular component: core mediator complex; mediator complex. The record is from RefSeq and is a predicted model, not a curated record. NCBI's taxonomy places the organism in Eukaryota, Metazoa, Arthropoda, Insecta, Lepidoptera, Pyralidae. Gene Ontology annotation, molecular function: transcription coregulator activity. The coding region runs from base 164 to 4294 and encodes 1376 amino acids. The transcript has 24 exons. Gene Ontology annotation, biological process: regulation of transcription by RNA polymerase II.